Messenger RNA from Drosophila pseudoobscura, 2473 nucleotides. RefSeq lists its product as uncharacterized. Bases 1270 to 2025 code for a protein of 251 amino acids. Gene Ontology annotation, molecular function: N-acetyltransferase activity. Lineage: Eukaryota; Metazoa; Arthropoda; Insecta; Diptera; Drosophilidae. The record is from RefSeq and is a predicted model, not a curated record. The transcript has 6 exons.
UAGCCUUAAAUAGGCUAAAAUGGCAACACUGCACUGUACAAAUGUGCAAAUAUGAAACGAGUUAGCGAAUCCACUAGCAACCACAUUACAAUAUGCAAGUUUCGAAGGGAAAAGAGCCCUCCUGGACGGAUAACAGUGGACGAACAGAUCGUCAGAUUGAACGAGCAGAUGGACAUGGUGCUGGAAAACCAAAAGCAGAUCAUAGAAACCUUGAGAAAACUGACCAACAGCGGCAGUAAAGCGGACGAGUCGCGAGAAUCACUGAUUGAAGAAGAAGAGCUACAAAAAUUUCCUCUAACUGAAAUCGAGCAACUGGACAUAGUCGAGGAGGCGCUAAAUGAUCCGGAUAAUCGUUAUUUUCAAACAAUGAAGGAUAUUAUAAAGCCCGAAAAUAAGCCUCGUCCUGGGGGUCUGAGAAGACACUUUCAUCUGCUAAUGAAGGCGGACUUUUUUGUCCAAUUCAACUACGAUGGCAUCCACAACAAAUAUCCGUUCAAGAAGUAUAAAAACUUCAAUAAUGCUAUAUAUCGAAUCCAAAAGGUUGAUGGUUAUACAGAAGAUGAUUAUGUGACAGAAAUUAGAGCAGUAUUUCGUGCCUAUAAGAAUCGUAAAAGUAAAAAUAAUUCGAAUGCAAGGAAAAAACUCAAAGAAGCGCAGGCCCAUUUUGAGCCAGAAAUUGAUUUUGAAAAGAUCUUGUGGCCAGAUGAAUGAAUACAGUAUGAACAGUUGUCGUGCCUUAUUGACUAGAAAUAGUUAGGUUAGUCUUGGCUCAGAGUUGUUUGGAACAACAAGUAAUUGUCUCGAAAAUAAAUUCUUCCUAUAUUGUAAAAGGGUUACUCUUUUUAUAUUCUUCAAUUCGAAAAUGCGUGUUGCAUACAUCCACAUCCGUCCUAUCGUCCUAAUUCACUUGAUAAUCUUUUGGUAUACGUAUGUUCUGUUAUCGCAAAAGAAAGGAAACAAGAAAAGAGCCAGAAAUUUAAAAGACAUUGAACUUAUUCUGACCAUAAGAUUCGUUGAAUAUGAGGGACUAGGUUAUACUAGGGCAAUCAACGGUAGCUCGCGUGCUGUAUCGAUUAGAUUAGGUACCUAUGUACAUACAUAUGUGUUCGUAUCUUUUAUAGACUUCCAGCCGUCGUUUAGUUUGUUGCCGCGUGCAUGUGUAAACAGUAAAAUACCUGUAUCGGCCUCAGUUAUAAACCAGCAUUUGACGAAGCUGUUUCUAUAUUUUUGGUUGCCUGGCGUCGAGUAUCAAGCGAUAAGAGUGCGAAAAUGCGUGCAUAUAAUGGAAGAGUCUGGGGAACUUUGCACGAUGGCAAAUUCAAAGUCCAGAGUGUAACCGAAGCUGAUCUGGAAGAGGCGCUUGAUGUUCUUGAUGGUUCAUUUUUUAUUAACGAAUCAGUUUGCAUUGCUUGUGGUAUUAAUUUACCGCAUAAUGCUCAGGCCCGCCAAGAGUUACGAGAGUUAUGCAAUAUUACAGCCAAGGAUGGGGUUUCUCUUUUGGUCAAGGAGGUGGCUACGGAGCGGAUUGUAGCAGUGUCUUUUAACAAAAUACAGUACCCCCCAGCGCCUGGCGAGGAUCAUUUCUUUUUGAAAUUCCGCAAUGAGGUCGCUCAGAGUCCCCAGGCCCGUCGUUUGAUGGAUUUUAUGAUUGAAGUCGACGAGAGGAUUGAUGUUUGCGCCAUGUACAAUAUGGAUUGCUUCUGUGAGCUUAUGUUUUUGGCCACCUUGCCCUCCCAUGAGCGUAUGGGACUGGGUCGGGCUUUGGCCAGCUAUACCAUAGAACUCACUAAAGAGCUUGCGGAGGGUAAGGGUCUGGAGGACAUUGAUGAGCAGCUGCGUUCCCAACGUCCAGAGGCUGUGACAGCCCUAUGGAGCGGGAGUUUCUCACAAAAAGUUGGCCGGGCUUCAAAUUUCAAGGUUCUUAAUUCUGUUUCCUAUGAGGACUUCGAAUUCGAAGGCAAGCGUUUUAGCGAGCGCAUAAGUCCCUUGCAUAAGACCUGCGAACAUGUCAUAUACAAGUUCUAAAAAAUCUUGAAGAAAUUUGUAGUAUACAACGUACAGGUUCUAGGAGUAAACUAAACUGGAGUAGGAAGCACGCGCUGGCUUCGGAUUUUGUCUCUGGCCGGCGGGGUGUGGGCAUGGAGGCAGUUUACUACCAAUUUAGAGCUCAGGCAAAGGUUACAUAGGCGAGGUAUGGUAUAAUGAUCUUAAAUAUACAAAAAUGUGCAAGAACUAGAUUACGUGUUCAUUAUAGGAACACUAAAACUUUAAACUUCAGACAAAAACCGGGUAUAUGGCAAGUCCCUCAAGUGUAUGAGUACUACGUGUAUAAUACCGUGAUCAUGGUUGAAGACCAACAAAUAGUUACCGCACAUGCAUGUUUUUCAUAUGGCUUACUUGUUUCAUGAUAAUCACUUACGAGACGAAUAAUAACUUUGGCUUGGGGAUAUAUAUUUUCUCCGUCCACGGCAUG